GGCCACUUUGGCUGUUGCCCGCGUUACAGUACCACAAAGUGUCACAGAGCUCCUAGCAAUACGUGUCCCUCAAACGGCAGGGUGUUCUGCAACCAGCUCCUCCUCUCAAGGCUAAUAUUAAAAACUGCAAGUUCCAUAAAAUAAUUCAAGGUGAGGAGUUGCAUGGAUUUUCAUAUACUGCUACUUUCUUCGGCUACCACAUAAUUUGCUAGGACUGUCUUCUUUCAAAAAUGGGCUUUGGGUUCUUAUUCUUCUGGGGUUCUUUGAUUUUGAGGUGGUGGGAGCCUAGAAAAUCUUGUUCAAAGAGGUACAAAUAAGCCUGUUAUAGAGAACUUUUGCAAUAUCGCUGUCAGGAUCCAUUCUGUGAAUUGUGCUUCAUGAGAGAGCGGAUACUGGCUUGCAAAGAUGGAGACCGACAUUAGUAAUAACCAAGUAUCAAGUGAAGAAGAGAAGAUGAGCAGAUCCCUGAAGAAAUUCCUGCUCGUAUUGAACGGUGCAAUGUUGGGGAUAGGCAAUUGCGGAGGUCCACUCAUCCAGCGGCUCUACUUCUUGAAAGGUGGUAAGGGUGUCUGGAUAUCAUGCUUUCUGCAGACAGCUGGUUGGCCAUUUAUCAUAUUUCCUCUCUCUGUUUCAUACUUGUAUCGUCGAAGGAAAAAGGGUUCCAGGACCAAGCUUUUCUAUAUUAGCCCGCACCUCUUCUUAGCUUGUGCUGUUAUAGGUGUUCUUACUGGCUUUGAUGAUUUUCUUGCUGCCAGUGGUGUUUCUCUUCUACCCGUCACUACUUAUUCUCUUAUAAUUGCUACCCAACUGGGCUUUACUGCUGGAUUUGCUUAUAUUUUGGUCAAGCAAAAGUUCACACCUUUUACCAUUAAUGCAAUUUUCUUAUUGUCAAUUGGAGCUGUUGUCCUAGUCCUCCAUGCUAGUUCUGAUCGCCCUGCUCAUGAAACUGACAAACAGUACAUUAUGGGGUUUUUAAUGACGCUUGGAGCUUCAGUGCUUUAUGGGUUUGUGCUACCCUUGAUCGAGUUGACAUAUAAGAAAGCAAAGCAGACCAUUACUUACACUCUAGUUAUGGAGAUGCAGAUGGUUUUGUCUUUCUUCGCUACUGCAGUCUGCAUCAUUGGGAUGCUUGUGCACAAGGAUUUUGCGGCAAUUCCAAGAGAGGCAAGAGACUUUGAGCUUGGGAGAGCAAAAUAUUACGUGGUAAUGGUGUGUACUGCAGUGUUUUGGCAAUUCUUCUUCAUGGGAGCAGUCGGUGUUAUUUUCUGUCAUUCCUCGUUGCUCUCUGGUAUUAUAAUUUCUGGUCUGCUGCCUGUGACAGAGGCUUUAGCUGUGUUGUUCUACCACGAAAAAUUACGAGUUGAGAAAGUGAUUUCUCUUGUUUUGUCGCUCUGGGGCUUCAUUUCUUACUUCUAUGGUGAGCUCCGGCAAAUCAAGAAACUUAGAAUCAGGCUUCAACAUUAGGAGAAGUUUAAUUAUAUGUUGAAUGUAUAUGUAAUAAGUGCUUGUAUAUAUUUGUUACCAAGUUUCUGAUUGAGAGACAAUUGUUGUCAAGUGACCAGGCCUGAUUUAGAAGUUCUGUUCAACUGAAAUUUUUAACUGCUUGAAAAACUGACAUGAAAUAAGAGAGUUGCUUCUUUACAGCGUUUUGCUA
This is a messenger RNA of Hevea brasiliensis (rubber tree), 1654 nucleotides long. RefSeq names its product purine permease 3. The transcript is spliced from 4 exons. The record is from RefSeq and is a predicted model, not a curated record. Gene Ontology annotation, molecular function: purine nucleoside transmembrane transporter activity. Gene Ontology annotation, cellular component: membrane. The coding region runs from base 406 to 1464 and encodes 352 amino acids. NCBI's taxonomy places the organism in Eukaryota, Viridiplantae, Streptophyta, Magnoliopsida, Malpighiales, Euphorbiaceae.